Molecule: messenger RNA, 259 nt
Organism: Acanthamoeba castellanii str. Neff
Lineage: Eukaryota; Discosea; Longamoebia; Acanthamoebidae
Exons: 2
Source: RefSeq, a predicted model, not a curated record
AUGCAGCUCAAGCGCUCAAGUGCUCACCCAAGACUGCCUGUUGAGCUUGUGGUGCUGAUCCGCCGAGACAGAGAGUUUCGUCUCAGACAAGUCGUUCCCCUGCACCCGCUGCAGCUCGCGCUCCAGCGAAGUGUUACGCACCGAGCUGCGCCGGCGCACCGGCGGCAGCUGCUCCAGUCGGCUCCUGGCCCGCUUGCACGCCACCAACCCCACCAGCACCAGCGCCACAGGCACCGCCACGCCCGCCGCGAUCGCGACC